ACUAAAGAACUUCAUUUCCGUCAGUGAGAACACUCGAUCAGCCAAUGAUGCUUUAAAGAAGACGCUCGCGAGGUUUUCGUUUCUUCACCAUGGCAACCUUAGUCCGGUAAAUCGUGGCGUCUUCUUCGUAGUGGGCCGCCGGUGGUUCGUCAUGGCAGAGUUGGGUCUAAAUGAUCACCAUCAGAAUGAAGUAAUCAACUACAUGCGAUUUGCACGCUCUAAACGUGGUCUGCGCCUUAAGACGGUAGACUCUUGUUUUCAAGACCUUAAGGAAAGCAGGCUUGUGGAAGAUACAUUCACUGUUGAUGAAGUGACUGAUAUUCUGGAUGGUUUACAGACUGUAGUGCAUAGUGAGGUGGAAUCAGAACUUAUUAAUACAACUUACACCAAUGUAUUACUUUUACGACAAUUUUUUUCCCAGGCAGAGAAAUGGUGUCUUAAAUUGCAAACUGACAUUUCAGAACUGGAAAAUAGGGAUUUAUUAGAACAAGUUGCUGAGUUUGAAAAAUCAGAAUUUACAUCUUCAAAUAAGAAGCUGAAUCCAGAGUUGGUUAAAACUAAACUUACUCCAUUGCAUGAGGGAGCAUCAGAAUUGCUAAACAAGGAAAUUGCAAGGCUUCAUGAAGAAAAUGAAAAACUGAAGACUCGAUUAAAGACAAUAGAGAUACAGGCUACAAAUGCAUUGGAUGAAAAAUCAAAGUUAGAAAAGGCUUUACAGACCAUACAGAUUGCUCAGGGGGAUCAAAAGUUUAACACUACUCAGGAUGUUAGUGAACUAGAAAAUACCAUGGCUAAUUUGAAGUGUCAGUUUGAGAGAACACUGCAAGACAGUACUGCAAGCCAAAAAUCCUUGGAAGAGAAUCUCAUGUCAACAAAACAUGAUUUACUUAAGGUUCAAGACCAAUUAGUACUGGCUGAAAAGGAAUUAGAAAAGAAAUUCCAACAAACUGCUGCCUAUCGCAAUAUGAAGGAGAUUCUCUCAAAAAAGAAUGAUCAGAUAAAAGAGCUACGAAAGAAGCUUUCAAAAUAUGAGCCAGAUGAUUAAUUCUGAAGAGGUUGUUUUGUUUCAAGAAACUGCCACAAAAUGAAAUGGAAUGAAAAUACAGAUUUGGGAAAAAGGAUUUGUUGUUCAAUAUGUUUCAAUAUGUUUUCUAAGCAGUCUACUUCCUUUUUAAAACAUUUUUAAAGCCAUAAGAGAAAACGCUGAAUAAAGAAAAGUACAUAUUUGUGGUUUAGGGCCAUUUUAAAUGUUUAGAUCAUAUACUGCAUAACAAAUACAAAUGAAGAACAUUUACCAAUUUCUUUUUUCAGUAAAAAAGUUUAUUGUGAACAUAGUUCAAAAUGGUUAAUUAUAAUUGUUUGCAUACUGUUAAAAUACAAUUCUAAGGAAACCUCCCUACAGUUUUUAUUUUUCUGAAAUAUUGCUUUUCUUUUUCAGAAUUUUAGCUAGAAAUGACUUAAUUCUGUUGCCAUUAAACAUAGCACCUACGUUUGGCUUGAAGCUAGUAAGAACUUGAUCCCUAAUAGAGACACUUUUAGCUAUGCAAAGGAGCUUUAUUGUCCACCUAAAAAUACAAAUCACCAAGUAAUUCAGACAAAGCAAAAAGAAUUUAUUUAGGAAGGUCAGGUCCUUUAUACAGGGUACAGAAAUAAGAAACAAAUGCUACAUAAUCUGUACAUGCAAUGUGCAAAAACUAACUGAUAAAACAAUAAAAGAUUAAGUAAACAAAAAUAGACACAAUUAAAAUAUGUUGCCUCUUCCGCUUUCCCAUCCAGGCUUGUUUGUUUAAUAUUUGCAAUACAUAAGGAGUUCAAAUUAUGCUCCUUAUUUGUUUCGUUCCUGAAAAAGUUAAUAUUUGCAUAAAAAAGAAAUAAAUGGUUUUGGCUAAAAUGAAAAGAUGAUUUCCUAAACAUUCAUGCUAAAUGCUAAUACCACCUUUAUUAAAAAGCUAAUAAUGAAUCCUACAACUCCAGGUAACAAUUUGACCAUUUGGUUCUCUUUGACAAGGACAGUGGCUUAGUGGAAUCAUCAAAAUCUAGAAUGAACCCUCUCAGAUUUGAUCAUCUUUACAGGGGAAUUUAUAAGCAGCAUAAAUUCUUCCAUCUGAAAUGGAUGUUUCUGAUCACUUAAAGGAAUCCCAGCUGCCUUCCAGAGUGCUUGUGCUUGUUUCUUUAAGGAUAGAAACUGGCAGUUAUUUCAUUGCCCCAGCCCAUGGAUUAACUGAGAUGGCAGGGAGAUACUGCUCUCCCUUUGGAAAUCCUUGGCCUUGAAGGUUUCCACAAAGGGCUCCAGGAACAAGCCAAUCUUCAAUAGCCUGGGUACCUUAAUGGCCUUUUAUAUAUACAGUAAUUUUUGAGCCAGAAGACUAAGAAAAGCAUAUGUAGCAACUGGUUGUGCAUUAGGAACCAUCCAGAAUGAACACUUUCAAUAAGAUAUUGAAAGUAGCAGUCCCAGCAGCUGAAAUAAACUUUUCAUAAGCAAUACCAGAGGGAACUUGAAACACAGGUACAAAGACUGAACAAAGUCUCUCUCUGUCUCUGUCAUCUCUCUUUCAUAUCUCUCCCUCCCUCUCUGUCUCGUGUGUGUGUGUGUGUGUGUUCCCUAUUGAACCAUUUCCAAAAACAGGCUACUGCUGGUGGUUUUUUUUUUCUGAUGUUGUUCUUUCUUCUUUGGAUGUUUUUUACCAUAUUUAAAUCAAUAGUCAUUUCAGGUUUCCAGAUAAAUGAAGCUUUCAUCCCCCUGCUAUGGCUCCCUAUUGGCUGAACCCACCACUGGCUAGCCUGGCCGUUCAUCCUCCCUUCCCAGUCACUCUGAGUGGUGUGAGAAGGUAAGGGCAACGGUGGGCGAUGGAGACUCGUUCCAUAUUCCAGAGCGGGAGAGAAGCGCCCCUAUACUUGCUAUAUCUUGCAGGUGCUUCUUCUGGCCCUUGUUCGUUUUGCGCACACCUUGGUCACUUAAUGAUCAUGGUGUUUGCCAAAUGUUCAUUAUGGAAAAUGGUCAUAAAAUCAGUAAGUUGACAUACUGUAAAUACCAAGGUCUUAUUUUUAUGCUUGCUUAUCUGUGAAGCAAAUGCAGUAUGUUUCAGAUAACAAUGUUCAAUUUUUCUGUCACGGUCUUUAUUUUAUUUCUGAUCCACAGCUUGCAGACACUUCAGUUAUCUUCAACUGUUCAAAUGUUAAAAUAUUGUUUUGCUCUUUUCCCCACAUUUUCCCAUGAAAAUGAUCUUGCAUACUUUCUCAAUAAUGCGAUUAAUUCUGGGUUAAUUCUUGAGUUGGGAUGUGCUAAGUUUUAACAAGUCACUUUAGGCUGCUGAAGGUUUUCCCCCCUCUCCUCUGAUCCUAGGCACUGAAUUUCAUGCCCAUUUAGAAAAGUUAGAGGCCUGACUUCUAUAAAAGUAUCUGCCCAAGUAAUGUCUCACCAGAACUUUCUUAAAUAUUUGUCAGAUCUCACCUGAACGCUUACUUUCUCUCGCUCUGUGGGCUUAGUCCUCUUUUGAAAGAGUGCUAGUCCAGUGCUUUUAAAAAAGGUCAAUUUAAACAGUAAGAGGGAGCUGUAUGUUGAUGGCUAAGGUCACCAGAGAAUGCAUUAUAGGUUAAUCACUCCUGCUGACAAAAGGAUUUCAUAUAGCUGUUCAUUUUACUAUAUUUAUCACUUCAUUUAUGAUAGAAGAUAGCAUUUUGCCUACCUUUAUGCAAUUUUGCCUGUACUACAGGCUAUGUGACAUAAAUUAUUGGGGGGCGGGACCAGUGGUGGGUUGCUACCGGUUCUGACCGGUUCUUAAGAACUGCUGGCAAAAAUCUGGCCAAGUUCGCAGAACUGGUAACGAUAACCAGCUAGCCACGCCCCAAAACUGGUUCCCCUGGCCGAAGAGGUUGUAAAAACAAAAGGUUUUAAAAGGCUCCUCUGGUGAUCCCAGCUGAAUUGCCUGAUCACCAGAACCUUUUAAAAACAUGUUUUCUACAAGCUCUUCAGCCGAAGAGCUUGUAGAAAAAAUCCUUUUAAGAGGCUCUGGGCUGCCAUGAGGCAAGCCUCAUGGGAUUGUCAGAGGAGCCUUUUAAAAUCUUUUUUCCUCUGGCGAUCCCAGGUGAAUUUCUUGAUCAUCACAUGCUUUUAAAAUAAUUUUUUCACAACCUCUUACAACAGCCCCCACCCAUGCCCUCCCAACUGCCCCCUCCCCACUUACCUAAUUACUGCUCCUUUUGGGCUGCAAAGCCAUGCUUUCCUUUUGCUUCUGCAAUCAGUUGCAUCAGCUAGCAACUCAAUCUGCCUGCCUAAAAUCCAUCUCCUCAGUGAGUAACUCAAUCUGCCUGCCUCAAUUGGGUAAGUAAACUAUUAAAAAAAUAGUUAAUUGGGUUUUUUUAAGGAGUUGGGUUUUUAGACAGCAAUUAAAAGUUAAGUUUUAAAUUUAGCUGCUUUUAUCUAAAACGGGUCUCCAACCUUAGUAACUUUAAGGCUUUCCUGGCUGAGGAACUCUGGGAGUUGAAGUCCAUAAACCUUAAAGUUACUAAGGAUGGAGACCCCUGAUCUAAAAAUAUAAAUAAAAUUAAAUAAUAAAAUUAAAUAUUUGUGCAGCUUUCUGAGAUUUGGUGUGUUUCUGUAUUGUUUCACUCUAACUACACAAACACACAAAAUCUCACAAAGCUGUAUUUUGUGUGUGUGUGAGUCAGUUGUAUUGUGUUAUGUACUAUGUGUGUAAAGUGUGAAAGUUGGUUUUUGAACUUUUUGUGGCUGUGAAGUUCCUGCUUGUUGCAGGGCCAUUUUGGGUGAAGUGCAGCUGCUUUUACAUUGUGUGUGUCAGUUGUGUUUUGUGUGUGUGUGUAAGGUGUGAAAGUUGGUUUUUGAGCUUUUUGUGGCUGUGAAGUUCCUGCUUGUUGCAGAGACCAUUUUGGGUGAAGUGCAGCUGCUUUUGCAUUGUGUGAUUCAGUUGUUAUGUUGUGUGGGUGUAAAGUGUGAAAGUUGGUUUUUGGUACCUCUUAUUGUUUUAUACAUGGUGGCUUAGGGGCUAGGACGUUGAGCUUGUCGAUAGAAAGGUCAGCAGUUCAGCGGUUUGAAUCCCUAGUGCUGCCGUGUAACGGGGUGAGCUCCCAUUACUUGUCCCAGCUUCUGCCAACCUAGCAGUUUCGAAAGCACAUAAAAAAUGCAAGUAGAAAAAGUAGGGACCACCUUUGGUGGGAAGGUAACAGCAUUCUGUGUGCCUUUGGCAUUGAGUCAUGCCGGCCACAUGACCACGGAGACGUCUUCGGACAGCGCUGGCUCUUCGGCUUUGAAACGGAGAUGAGCACCACCCCCUAGAGUCGGGAAUGACUAGCACGUAUGUGCGAGGGGAACUUUACCUUUACCUUAUUGCUUUGUAUACUUUAUUAUUUUUAUUAUUUAUUGUUAUUGGCCACGCCCACCCAGUCACAUGACCGCCAAGCCACUCACCCAGUCACAUGACCGCCAAGCCAUGCCCAGUGUCACAUAACCAUCAAGCUAUGCCCGCAAAAGAAGCCACGCCCACAGAACCGGUAGUAAAAAAAUGUAGAACCCCCCCUGCCCCCCCCACAAAAGCAAUAAAUCGCUAAUAGAUGGCUGCACUAGUGGAGUUGCCGCUAAGUGGUGGGUGAUUAAUCACAUGUCCAUCAAGGUCCAGUAUCAACCUUUUCCUGUUCCACGCAUGUAAACAUCAUAGCCUUUGAGUGAGCCGGAGAAGGAAUAAAUCCAUAAUGCCAUUUCGGCUCAAGCCCAAAGUCUGUAGCCCAGCGCCUGUGAUGGUUCAAAAAACAGUCCCUGGUUCAAGAUAAUGAUAGGGAGGUGGAGCACCAAAAUGGAGGGGGAAAUGGCUGCCCAUAUUUGGAGACCUUGAUGUCCCAGGUCUUCUGCAUUAGAUUACCAGUAACCAAGGAGACAUCCAUGACCCAAAGUUGGUUCAUCGCCUCCACAAUUAUAUCCAGUUUAAUGAAUGAUAUGCUGGAGGGUAUGAUGUGCUUGACACUCGGGUGGACACCUUGUUGGCACAAGAGUUGGUCCAAACGCUGGACAAUGCGGUUGUUUCGGGCACAUUGCAUGUUGUGCAUCACCUCACAGACUUGCAAGAUGUGGUUGAUCGUCUCCGGGGCCUGGCAGGCUCCUCUGCAGGUUUUAUUGGUGAUCUGGCAAUUGGCACCUCACACACUCCGUGAUCUGAUAGGGAGUACGCCACCCCUCAGUUGGAUCCUCCUAAGAAAUAGCUGGGGGGAACACUCAAGGGGAGCGCUGUAGCCAAUCGUGGCUGGCUGCAUUGAUCUUUGGGACACCCAGUUCCCGACCAUCGACCGAGGUCAAGAGCGUGUUCUUCCAUUCCUCCCGCACCUCAGUCUUUGUUAUCACUACUGCAUUGUUGACUGCACGGAUGGUUCAUUUGGCGCCGCAAAAGACCAAAGGUGUCCUGGCACUGCACCAUCUGGACAGCGUGGUGGGAUGGGAUGCAAUCUUCUCAAGUCACAAUGCCUGGAGCAGCGGGAUAGAUGUGGAGAAACAGGGCACUCCCAGGCCUCCAUCCUUGAUGUUAGCAUGGAAGUAACCCACAGGGGUGUCUUUAGGCAGCUGCAGCCAGCAUCUCACCGCUGCACAGAUCAAACAGUCCAGCUUACGAAGUGUGUUCCUGUGCACGUGACCCAGGACAAGCUCAUGUGUAAAUUUGGGCACCAAGAAUGUCUUCAACAACUGCAUUCAUUGUUGCAGUUUUAGCAGUGCCUGUGAGAGCUCCUGGAGCAAAGAGUCCAACUUGCUGGUGUGCUUUGGGAUGAUGCAUCCUUUCCAAUUAAACUGGGGCCCAAAAUAGCGAACUGAAUCCCCUGGCCCAAGAGAGUUGAUGCUUCCUCCCUCGCACUCAUAGGCUAUUGGUAAAAGGGCCAUGCACUUCCGCUUUCCAUCCUUAGUGGUGGUGAUGUCAAUGGAUUUCCUGGCAUUAAGCAUCAUGCCAGCUCUGGAAAGGGCUUCUGACAGGAGGUGUAGUUUUUCCUGGAGCUGAGGGGACUUCUCUGCUAGUAGAAUUAGGUCAUCGGCAUAAGCGAUACUGUUGAGGUCAUACCCAACGCUGGGUAAAGAGGCUGUAACAAUAUCCUCAACCAUCAUGAUGAAAAGAAGCGGAGACAUAGGAUCACCCUGUCGGACUCCCGACCACAUGCAGUGAUAGUGUCUGAAAGUUGCACCAUGAACCGCUCGUAGAGGUGCUGAAGGUAUGACACCAAGGGAGGUGGUAGACCUGCAGCUAUGGCAACACGGAACAGCGUGUUGUGGGAAAUGGUGUCAAAAGCCUUGGCGAUGUCAAGGAACAAUAUCACAAAAGGUUCACGCUUCAUAUGGACCCUUCAAAGAAUGAAAUGCAGAAGGGUAGUCGCCUCUAGGCAGCCGUCUUGUUGGAGAAACCCGUGGUGGAAGGGUGAGAGCUGAAGCGUAUCCACCAUGCCAGAAUCUUAUGAAAGGCACAGAGGAUGGUAGAGGCAAUUGAAAUAGGGCGGUAGUCUCCUGGAGUUGAUGGUUCAUCCAUCUUUGGCAAAAAGACCACCCUCGAGCAAGAAAGGUAUUCGGGUGCCCCCCCCCCCCGGCGGCUAGCAGCAGGUUGAAAUAAGCUGCUAGUGAUGGUUGGUGCCAGGUUAGGAAAUCAGCUGCAGGGAUGUGGUCUAGGCCUGGAGUGCUAGCCAUCAUGUUCUUCAAUGCUGCAGUAACCUCGGAGUAACUGCAGGACCUGCAGCGUUUGUGGGUCCCCCUCAAUUAGUCCCAACAGUGGCUUAUGAUCUGUCACUAAAUUUCUUCCAUAAACAUAUUCGUGGAAUCUCUUUAUCCCAGCAACCGCAGCCAACGCCUCUUUAUCAAGUUGGCUAUAGUUCCUCUCUGUUGAUAAUAGCAUCCUAGAAAAAAAUGCCCUCAAGAAAGACAUGCCUUUUGUCACAAAAACACACUAUUGAGUAACUGCAUACAGAAGGGACCAAUGCACAGCUGAUGGAGUAGCUGGUGCCCUAUUAUUGAUCGCACUUGGAGUUCCAAAUACUGUGGACAAGUUUUGCUCCAUCUUCGGUGGCAGAGGUUGAGGCCCACAGUAUGCAUUCUUCCAUUGCCCAGAGAAGAUGGUGGAUGACGCAUCUCGUCGCUGGAGCUUUUAGAGCCAUUGGAUGGUAGCAUUUUCCCUGUUCUACAGGCUACAUAAAGAUCCCACAGACAAUAGCUGCUCAUUGUCCUUCCUUUGUAGUAUUUAUUUAUCAUAUUUAUAUAUCUCACAUAAAGGUGACUUUUAGUUCACUUUUACCAUUUUUCCCAAAAUAAGACAUCCCCUGAUAAUAAGCAAUCAGGCUUUUGAGCACAUGGCAAUAAGGCCAAGCGCUUAUUUCAGGGUUCAAAAAUAUAUAUGACGGUCUUAUUUUUAGGGAAACACGGUAGUAUUUUAGUAUUAAUUGAGCAUGAAGCUCUUCCUUAUUAAUUGUUCCCUCUAGCUGUAUCUUAUUCCUCUCUUCUUCACCAGUGACUUGUUAGUUCAGCUAUUUUUGACAUGGAUUUGGUACUUUGUCUAAAAAGUAGCAAGCUGAUAAUUAAGAGAUGAAAAAAAAGGUGGCCUCUUUAACUGAGCAGAUGAUUAAAUUACCCAUUCUAAGCACCAGUCCAGAGUAUAUCAUCUCCAUCUUGCCAUAUAUUAGAGUAAUUAGUAAUGUUUUCCCAGCUGCAAGGGAUCAUUGUUGGGAAGGAAAAUAAAGGUAGUUGUUUUUGAAAAACUUACCUGCACUCUGGACACUAUCACUCUGUUCCCAUUUCUUAAAAUAGUGAUGACUACCCGUGUUUUCCCAAAAAUAAGACCUGCUCUCAUUUUCUUUUGGGCCCCAAAAUAAGCACCAGAUCUUAUUUUUGGGAUAGAUUGUGUUUUCAGGGAAACACAGUAUUACUAUAUGGCAACAAAAACUCUUUACAAAGUGGUUGUCUGGACUUGUAUAGCCUAAAGCUGAUGGCUCUAAGUAAACCCAAUCAAAUGACUGCGAAUUCAGAGGCAGGCCUAUACUACUUGGACAGCAUAAUCCAAUAAUACUGGUUUGGGAUGUCAUGUUUCUGUAAUAAAUAUCUCCAGCACUGUGUAUAGAGAUUCUCAGAUCAUGCUUGUCCCAAGGUGCUUUUUCAAAAGGCAACUGGAUUUUCUUUGAAGACAUUUCACAUCUCAUCCUGGAAUUAAUUAAGAUGCUUUUAAUUAGAUGUUUUUGUCUGGUGAGAUGAAUUAUUUUCCUUCUUUGGCCAAUUAGGGCUCUGCCCAUUUUGUUUGAUUAAGAAAAAAGAUUAAAAAGGCUUUCCUCAUUGGUCAUUUUGUUGUCGUCCAUUGGCUGCACAGCCACAUCAAUUGAAUCUACCAGAAUUAAAUUAAUCUAAAGGAAUGUUAUUCAUCUAAAAACUAAUUGGUAUAAUUCUUGGAAAACAAGACAUUUCUGAGAUUUACCCUGUUCUUACUGAGUUUUUUCCUUCUAUAAUCCCUUCUUACACAAAGCUCUGGAAGAAUGUUUUAGCCAGGUCAAGAAAAAUUGUUUCCCAAUCCACUUAAUAAUUUAACUGAUAAAUUACAUAAAAUGUAAGGUGGGGCUACCAGAUCUAAACUGCCAAAAUCUAGAAAGCUACUAAAUGGCAUCAAAAGGAUUACCACUUUCUAGAUUAUUUUGUUUUCCUAUAGUGUCAUUGGAUAUUUGCACCUCAGAUAUUUACCUCUAUUAUGAAGUGACAAAAGCAUUAACUGAAAUUCCUACUGGGCUAUAUAUUUUUCUCAAUGAAUAAAAGGAGAUUUUAUUUUAUUUAGCAUAUGGCAUAUAAUAACGGAAAUGGUAGAUACAGUGCAGUUCUGACAAUGUAGGUUGUUAGUUCAUUCUGUUCAGCGCUUGCACCCUAUCCUUGAUACAUUGGGAUGGGGAUGCAAACUAUGGUAGCUUUAUACCAGCUAACUAGCAGUGCUCAGUUGGCUGGCUCUUCUGGGUUCCUCCACUGAUCUCAUCUUGCGUCACCUCAUGUCAUAUUGCCUUGUAUCAAGCCAGAUCCAGUGCUGGCUUCUGCUCUCCAUACCCUCAAUUACAGUUAGAUCUUUCUCAUUACAGCGGUAUCCACUUAUCUACUUGCAAUAUUGCAUGCUUUCAAAUUGCUGAGUGGGUAGGAGCCAGGGAAUGAGUGAUUGAAGUGGGUUUGAACCACUGGAGUGCAGAGGAUUUCUGGCCAGCAAUUCCAGCUCAUUACACCACUGUGUCUAUAAAGGAAGAUGAUGACAGAUGAAAACAGUCCCCAGAGUUCCAUAAUCUUCUAGUAAUUUCAAAUAUUUUUGGCAUAAGGCUAGCACCAGAGCAAACUAAAUCACCAAGUUUUGUAUCUUUCCCAAAAUGCAAAAUGCCUAUGUUACAAUUUGUUUUCUCCUAUCUAACCAGCAUCCCUGCUUCAAAAAACGUGGCAAACAGGGUCUCUUCAGAGUUGAGUUGAAUCUCCCAGUUCUAUUGUAGUCUGCUUCCCCCACAGCUUAGCUGAACAGAACAGAACAGAACAGAAUUCUUUAUUGGCCAAGUGUGAUUGGACACAUAAGAAAUUUGUCUAGGUGCAUAUGCUCUCAGUAUACAUAAAAGAAAGGAUACAUUUGUCAAGGAUCAUAAGGUACAACAUUUAAUGAUAGUUAUAGGUAGCAAAACUGUAGGAAGUUAGCACCCACCCCAGGAAAAUGAAAUAUUCUAGGAAAUACUAAAAAGGCAGAAUAUUAUAUUUUCCCUAAAGGAGAAACAUGUUUCUAAAGACAUAAACUCAGAGCCUCAGCUCCCUGCCAACCCAGCAGAUAUUUUGGUGCCAACCUAUCUACAAGACAAAGGCUGGGCCAGCUUAUCUGCAACACAAAAGACAUGGCCCUCGGGACAUGAUAAGAUUAGCUCUCACUCAAGAUCCAAACCAGGACAAAGACAUCAAGCCAUAAUAGGAUUUGCCCAAGCCCAUAACCAUCCAGUAAGAUUCUACUAAGCUUGAUUCAGAAAACCUAAAAGGUAAGCUAUGACCCCUACAGCAGCCAAUAACUUGUCACAGGAACAGGAAGCUCAAAAGCCCAAGAGAGGGUAUAAAUCUCUCUCUCUCUCUCUCAUCCAUGUGCCCUUUUUGCCCAGUAUCAUGUCCACCAUUAAACCAUCUUUCCAAGCAGUCUUCAUGUUUUCAGUCUCCCCAUUUGGAACUGAACCCAGAUGGAUAUUUCUUCUAACAAAACAUUUAUUUCCUCUUUUUGGUUGGUGAUCUGUAGUAUGCACCUAUGGCAAUCUCAUUUUUUCUUUUAUUUUAAUCCAAUUGCAUUCAAGAUUCCAUUUUUCCCCAUUUCUACAGAAGUGUAAUAUAUAUAGUGCAAUUCAGUGGUGGAAUUCAAAAUUUUCUUCUACUGGUUCUCUGGGCAUGGCUUGGUGGGGCAGCAUCUUGCUGUGAAUGACAUCAAGUUGGCCAUGCCCACUCAGUCACAUGACCCCACCAAGCCACA
Molecule: messenger RNA, 11471 nt
Organism: Ahaetulla prasina
Lineage: Eukaryota; Metazoa; Chordata; Lepidosauria; Squamata; Colubridae
Gene: LZTFL1
Product: leucine zipper transcription factor like 1
Exons: 10
Coding region: 152-1045 (297 amino acids)
Biological process (GO): negative regulation of protein localization to cilium
Cellular component (GO): cytoplasm
Source: RefSeq, a predicted model, not a curated record